CAGUGCAACUUGUCAAUUGUUCGUUGGUUUUCGCGAAUCAAGUGAAUUCAUCUGAAUAGUGACAACCAAGUUUAGUGUUUUUUUUUAACUACCCAAUUGUAAUAAAUAAUUCCAAAAUUCUCAUCUUCACGAAAAUGUCUCUCAGCAAAGGGAUUUCGAAGUACAGGAGGUGUACUUGUUUGAGUAGGCAUAUUAACACAAAGAGUGCCAGUCAACAACAGACACUUCCCUCCACUUCCAAAUUCCGUCUCAAGACAAAUUUGAAGAAUAUGUCUUUGAGCCAGUGGAAAGUAAUAAACCAGCUGCGUGAUUUGAUAACCAGGUCACAAAGCGAAAAGAGCAACAUGUAUCCCCUAUCAAAAGAAUGGAUAAAUUUGCUGCAAAAAUUUCCACAUCUUACUGGUGUCAUGCAAACUCUUCCUGUGACAACUAGAAGGAAACAUGUGGACCAAAAAGAUCCCAACUCACCAGACCGUGUGGAUCCAUUGAAUCAGAGUGACGUCGCAAGUGUAAAGUCAGUCUCGACCACACAAACAAUAGAUCCUCAACCUCCUGACGUAGGCAGAACCUCAGAACCUUUCCAGGAUUAUGCUUACGGAGUCAUAAAGGGAAUCCAGCAGCGACUUUCUGGGGCGCAACAAAUAACAGAAAAACCAAACAGCCAAGCUUUAGUACCAAAGUGGAAAGUCAGGACGGAUGCAGUGGCUUCCAAGGAAAGUGUCAAGUCGAGAACACAUCAUGUUCUGUCCUUGAUAUCAACCGCUGAGAAUCCACAGUCCAGACUUAAACGAAUUGAAGAUCUUCUCGCUCAUCUACACCAGUUCCCUCAGGCUAAGAGACUUGCAGUGAAGGAUGGUGCUAUCCGGCUGUUACUAAAUGUGCGUCACAAGACGAGGGAUGAAGCAACACAGUCAGUAUUGAGAGAAGCGUUUGCAAUGUUGGGCUACGCAGGACCACUUCCUGGCCAAGGUAUCCGGAUACUGGCGAUAGACGGCGGUGGGAUCAGAGGAGUGGUGGUCAUUCAGAUGCUAAAGAAGCUGGAAGAACUGACUGGCCAACCAAUUCACAUGCUUUUUGACUACAUUUGUGGAGUCAGCACAGGGGCCAUAUUGAUGUGUGGAGUCGGGCCUCCACCGGGCAAGACGCUGGACGAGGUACAGAAGAUCUACAAGGAGAUGAGUAUCAAGGUGUUCACACAGAGUGCGUUCUGGGGCACCACCAAGAUGGUGUGGAACCACGCGUACUACGACACUUCAGUUUGGGAGGCUCUACUCAAGUCUUACCUGGGCGACAGAAGUUUUCUGGAGACUAACAGAGCGGCCAACUGUCCCAAGAUGUCGGCUAUAUCUGCAGUAGUUAACAAGUCCAAUGUGAUGCCGUAUGUGUUCCGUAACUACUCUCUGCCACCUCAGCGUCAGAGCCAGUACGUAGGAAGUAGCAGACAUACACUGUUUGAGGCUGUGCGUGCCUCAGCUGCGGCUCCGACCAUCUUUGAAGAGUUUAAACUUGGUGACUUCAUGCAUCAGGACGGAGGUAUUCUAGUGAACAACCCUACGGCCCUGGCAAUACACGAGGCCAAACAGUUGUGGCCUGACGCACCUAUACAGUGUGUGGUGUCCUUCGGUACUGGACGGCAUCUACCACCUCACAUGACAGAGCCUGCUGUGGCUCCCACCACGGGCACCUCAUGGAAACAGAUCUUUGACAAGAUAUUGGACAGUGCUACAGACACUGAAGCUGUGCACACUGUGCUGAAUGAUCUGCUGCCACCAAAUGUCUAUUACCGCUUCAACCCUUACGUAACGGAGAUCGUCUCCAUGGACGAGAUCAGGCCGGAGAAAAUCAACAGGUUGGAGCUAGACGCGUUGAUGUACUACCGACGAAACGAGGAGAGCUUCAAGGAGGCAGCUGAUGCGCUUACAAAACCAAAGACAACCGCUCAGAAAUGUCAGGACUAUUUGGACCUGCAGGCAACAAUGUUAGGGCUGAAAUAAAGGGAUAAACUAGUAAAUAAAGUGGUCCAAAGUAUUGUUAACAUUCCACAAUAUGGUAAUAAUUGACAAUUGCGAUACAAAAAUCUAAGAUUACUUUGUUUUUAUGCAAUUUUCUUUAAAGUUAUAAGAAAUAUACACUGACUUAUUAGCUAUCUAAUGAACAUAAUAUAUAGUGCAAUAUUCAAAUGAUCAGUUAAAGUUGUCUGGGUACUCGCCUUUAAAAUUACAGCUUCUUCCCCAUAGGUAAAAUUCAUUAGAAGUACACAACAUGAUUUUGCUAGUUAUAUGGCAGAUUGGUUAGCUCAGCUAUUUUUGUUAGCCAAAUUAUACUUGUUGAUUUGUGAUUCAUUAACUUUUAUCACCGUUAGAUGGAUAACAUAACUGCAUUAUCAAUGGGGUUGUUGAUUACUUUUGCUUUUUAUAGAAAGGUCAAUGUUGGAUGGAUGCAAAACACAGUUAAACUCCAAAUUGCUGACUCAUUUUACCAGUGAUAAAAUUAAUCAUAGCAAUUUAAAAAAAGGUUUUAAUCAAAUAGUAAUAGUAGUCUAGCUAAAUAAGCUUAAUGCAGAUUCUUGUAAAAUAAUACACCCACCUUUAAAAUUCCUGAAAAGUAUAGUUAAAAAAUGUUUCAUUAUGAAAAAGUCUAUAAAAUCUUAUUAUUCCUGGAGCAAAGUAAGUAGGCCUAAUGUUUUCUGUUUCAAAAGCAAUACCAAAAGAGUUCCUUGUAAAAAUGUUGUUGUAUAGUUUUCAACUAAAAAAACAAAUCUCUAAUAACUAGAAUAGAUUAAGUAAUAGUAAAUAGUUGGAAAAUAUAUAUUUACUUGCCUAAUUAAACAUUUUGCUAUAUUUGUUAGUUUCCACUUUUUUUUUCUUUUUUUUCUGUUAAUACUAUGAGGGAAUAUGUUGUUCAUGUAUUUUAUUUCUGGCUUUUCUUAGCUGAUUAUGUCAUUCAAUUUAGAGAGCCUAGAAUAAUGUGUCAAUCUACACUAAAAUGAGUACAAAAGUACAACAAGUUCUCUGUUUCUCUUAGUGAUACAUUUGACACAUCACUUAACAAUUAUUUAUCCUAGGUGGCUGUGAAAACAAUGUGUAAACAGUCUUAUCAGCUGUUUUACUCCCAUCAUGCAGUAUUAGGAACGACUAAAAGUUUAACAUCACUAUCACUUAAGAAUCCCCUUCUUCUCUUUGUGCUUUCUAAAGUGUGAAAUAUGUUUGAUUUUAGACAGAAGCAUUUAUUUUUUUUAUGUUAGUAUAUCUGUUUACUUCUGAACUAGUAGGUGAAAGAUCUAUUUUAAAAUGUAUACAGACAAAAAUAUAAUUUUAUAAGAGCAUAAACACUGUUUUAAUUUUAUGUAAGAUUUUAUCUCUUUAGUUAACUAUUGUAAAUUCUUUAGAACAUUCAUUAACAUUAUUAUUUUCUAGUCAGUAGAGCUUUUAGAGAUCUAUUAAAUUUUGUGAUAGUAGUUUUAUUGAGUAUUCAUGAAACUUUGCUUCUAAGGUGAUAAAUCGUUCUUUAUUUCUAUAAUGUAAAUAUUUGUCUAUAUUGUAAUUUUGUACACU
Messenger RNA from Macrosteles quadrilineatus (aster leafhopper), 3554 nucleotides. Its product is annotated as calcium-independent phospholipase A2-gamma-like. Gene Ontology annotation, biological process: arachidonate metabolic process. The record is from RefSeq and is a predicted model, not a curated record. The transcript has 9 exons. The coding region runs from base 135 to 1994 and encodes 619 amino acids. Gene Ontology annotation, cellular component: membrane. NCBI's taxonomy places the organism in Eukaryota, Metazoa, Arthropoda, Insecta, Hemiptera, Cicadellidae.